Molecule: messenger RNA, 1671 nt
Organism: Lactuca saligna
Lineage: Eukaryota; Viridiplantae; Streptophyta; Magnoliopsida; Asterales; Asteraceae
Source: the annotation of a GenBank genome assembly
AUUGAGGACGAUACCUACCAACCUAACCCUGAAAAUUUGUAAAUUAAUGCUAAUUUUGACCCCAUUAAUUCCGCAUGUCCCGGCGGCCGGCAUAAUACGGUUGCCCCUCCGUCGUUAUAUAUGGAGAUGGAUAUCAUUGCAAAGCAAAAACAACAAACCCAUCCAUCUAUGGAUAACUUCACUUGCUUCCCUUCAUGGCUUCUUCAACCAGCAAUAGUUCUCUUAUUUUCUUGUGUCUUCAUAUAUACUCUACGAAGGAAGAAGUCAUCCAUGGCUUCCCCUAACCUUCCCCCUGGCCCUCAUAGGCUUCCUGUAAUAGGGAACUUUCAUCAAAUUCUAGUAGGUAAGAACCUCCAUCAAGUCCUAUGGGAAUUUUCCCACAAAUACGGCCCUAUUAUGCUCAUUCAUUUAGGUUCCCAGCCAUAUGUUAUCAUCUCCUCCAGUGAACUCGCUAACCAAGUCUUAAAAACUUACGAUCACAUACUCAAUAAUCGUCCACUCUCCAAGGGUUUCGAACGACUUACGUUCAACUACAUGGACGUGGCCUUCUCCCCUAGUAACGAUCAUUGGAAGAAGAUGCGUAAGGUUUUUAUAACCGAGUUCGCAGGUUCUAAGCGAACCAGAUUCUUUAAAAAUGUGUUAGAUUCGGAGGUCAACACUAUGCUUGAUUCUUUUUCUUCACAUCUUUUAAAUAGUACGAUAAACUUAGAAGAUCAGAUCGAGCAUCUCAUAACUGACGUUGCCUGCAAGCUUGCAGUGGGUAAGAGCUACAGAGAAGGGACGUUAGUUAGGGGUAAAACAUUAAAAGAAAUUCUUGAUGAGCUGGUCAUCAUGCUGUCGGGUUCUUUAUCCGAUAUUUUUCCAUCAGUUGGGUGGAUAUUGGACGGAUUAAGAGGGUGGAAUGGUAGACUAGAACAGUGUUUCAGUGAUUUGGAUAGCUUCCUCGAGAUCGUUCUUGAUGAACAUAUUGAUCGUACUGAAUCAGAAAGAGGCGACCAUGAAAAAGACUUGAUAGAUGCGUGCAGAUCUCAGUUGACAAGAGACGAAUUGAAAAGCCUUCUGAUGAAUGUGAUUAAUGGAUCUAUUGACACAACUACUGCCGCAACCAUCUGGGCAGUUUCUGAAAUUAUUAAAAACCCUAGAGUUAUGCAAAAGCUGCAAGGCGAAAUUAGAAGCUGUGUGGGAAGGAAACCGAGGGUAGACGAAUCAGAUAUUACACAAAUGACAUACUUAAAACUGGUGGUGAAGGAGACGUUAAGAUUGCACCCACCUCCAUUUUUGCUUGUACGAGAAUGCACAAGUCAUUGUCAGAUUGAUGGAUACGACAUCUUACCUCGGACAAGAAUCUUGAUCAAUUCAUGGGGGAUAGGAAGGGAUCCAAAAAUCUGGAAAGUGGAUGCAACCGACUUCAAUCCUGAGAGGUUAGAAAACGUUGAAGUUGAUCAGUGUGAGAUGGUUCCAUUCGGAGGAGGAAGAAGAUCAUGUCCAGCAGCAAACAUGGCUACAUCCAUUAUAGAAUUCACGAUAGCAAGCAUUUUUUACUCUUUUGAUUGGAAAAUUCCAAAUGAGGUGAAUAAUGAAAAUCUGGACAUGGAGCAAGAAGGCUUUCCGGUUGUUAAGAGGAAAGUACCUCUUUGCCUUGUUCCCAUGAAGCACAAUUGGGAAGACUAA